AUGUCGGGGUUAAGUACUGACAUUGUAGUCCAUCGCCUUCUUAUAAGAGAAGAUUGUAAGCUAGUGCAGCAAAAGCUUAGAAGGAUGAGGCCUGAUAUCGUGUUGAAGAUAAAAGAAGAGGUCCAGAAGCAGUUUGAUACCGGGUUUCUGCAAGAAGUCAAGUAUUCUGAGUGGGUGGCCAACAUCGUACCAGUUCCAAAGAAAGAUGGGAAAAAACAUAACCCUGGUACUUGGGAUGAAGAAUGCAAAAAAGCUUUCAACAAGGUGAAGCAGUAUUUGUCUAAUACUCCAGUGCUGUCACCACCUAGCCCGGAUAGGUCGCUGAUAUUGUAUUUGAUAGUAUUUGAUAAUUCCAUGGGAUGUGUGCUAGGCCAGCAUGAUGAAACGGGGAGAAAAGAAAGGUUAGACCCGUUAAAGUAUAUGAUAGAGUCGACUGCUUUGAAUGGGAGGAUGGCCCGGUGGCAGAUUCUACUGUCUGAAUUCGAUAUCGUCUAUGUGAGUCAAAAAGCUGUAAAAGGGAGCGCAAUAGCUGACUUUCUGGCUAGCAGGGCUUUGGAAGAUUACGAACUGUUAAGCUUUGAUUUUCUGAAUGAGGACUUGUUGUAUGUAGCCGCUAUUGAAAAAAAUCCCCAAGAAGGUCACAGUUGGAAGCUAAACUUUGAUGGAGCCUCGAACGCUGUGGGCAAUGGAAUUGGGGCAGUCCUGGUGUCCCCGAUUGGUGAUCAUUAUCCUUUCACUUGCAAAUUAGAUUUUGAUUGUACAAACAACAUGGCAGAAUACGAAGCAUGCAUCAUGGGUAUUCGUGCAGCUAUAGAGCGAAGAAUCAAAGUGCUAGAGGUCUAUGGAGAUUUAGCAUUGGUGAUAUAUCAGCUCAAGGGUGAAUGGGAAACGAAGGAUCCCAAAUUAGUUAAUUAUCGAAAUUUGGUCCUUGAAUUGAUUAAGGAGUUUGAGGACAUCACUUUUUGCUAUCUCCCACGAGAUGAGAACUAG
Messenger RNA from Gossypium raimondii (Peruvian cotton), 990 nucleotides. RefSeq lists its product as uncharacterized. Gene Ontology annotation, molecular function: RNA-DNA hybrid ribonuclease activity; nucleic acid binding. The transcript is spliced from 3 exons. Lineage: Eukaryota; Viridiplantae; Streptophyta; Magnoliopsida; Malvales; Malvaceae. The record is from RefSeq and is a predicted model, not a curated record. The coding region runs from base 1 to 990 and encodes 329 amino acids.